This is a messenger RNA of Zophobas morio, 1113 nucleotides long. RefSeq lists its product as uncharacterized. NCBI's taxonomy places the organism in Eukaryota, Metazoa, Arthropoda, Insecta, Coleoptera, Tenebrionidae. The record is from RefSeq and is a predicted model, not a curated record. Gene Ontology annotation, biological process: translation. Gene Ontology annotation, cellular component: ribosome; cytosolic large ribosomal subunit. Gene Ontology annotation, molecular function: RNA binding; structural constituent of ribosome. The transcript has 3 exons. The coding region runs from base 4 to 1113 and encodes 369 amino acids.
GGAAUGACUUCUCGACCUUUGGUGACCGUUUAUAACUCAAGAAAGGAAGUCUCCGGGACCAUUUCACUUCCUACAGUUUUUAAGGCUCCUAUUCGCCCUGAUAUUGUUACCUUUGUUUUCGCUUCUAUGAAUAAAAAUCAUCGUCAGCCUUAUGCUGUGAGCAGUAAAGCUGGUCAUCAGACGUCUGCAGAGUCAUGGGGAACCGGGAGGGCUGUUUCUCGUAUUCCAAGGGUCCCAGGAGGCGGUACUCACCGGGCUGGUCAAGGGGCCUUUGGUAAUAUGUGUAGGGGAGGGCACAUGUUUGCUCCUACUAAAGUUUGGAGGAAAUGGCAUCGAAAAAUCAAUCUGAAGCAAAGACGUUAUGCGACUGUCUCUGCGCUGGCUGCCUCUUCUCUUCCCUCUCUUGUGAUGGCUCGCGGUCAUAAAAUAUCAAAAGUCGGGGAGAUCCCUCUCGUAGUUCACGGCGAGGCUGAGUCAGUGAAGACCACGAAAGAGGCUGCUCUAAUUUUGAAGCGUUUAGGAGCUUUUGACGACGUACUUCACGUAAAAGCGUCAAAACGACUCCGAGCUGGUAAAGGAAAACUGCGGAACCGACGUUUUCGACAACGACGCGGGCCGUUGGUGAUCUACGCGAAUGACAACGGCAUCAGUCGUGCAUUCAGAAACAUUUCCGGUGUAGAACUUUGUUGCGUGACACGCUUGAACCUUCUUCAGUUGGCCCCUGGUGGUCACCUGGGCCGUUUUAUUAUUUGGACAGAACCGGCUUUUCAAAUGCUUGAUAAAUUGUAUGGCACCUUUACAAAACCGUCUUUGAUGAAAUCCGGCUUUAGUCUUCCGAAGCCUUUGAUGCAAAAUGCUGAUCUCGCUAGAAUUAUCAACUCCGACGAGAUACAGUCGGUUGUGAAACCUGUUAAAAACAACUCUAAACGCACUGGACAGAAGAAAAAUCCACUGAGAAAUUUCGCUGUUAUGCUACGCUUAAAUCCUUAUGCCAAGAUUUACAAAAGGCACGAGUCUUUGAAAAGAUUAAAAGGUGUGCAGAAAAAGAAGACACCAAGCAAAGAAAUCAAAAAAAUAGGAAAAAAAUUCUAUCUUCGCGCAGUUUCCGAAUAG